AUGCCAACUCCAUCUCCGUUGCUGCCAACUCCAUCUGCAAAAUCCCAGCUUCAGGAUCGCCUGCAGCUGACGAAGGAAUUGUUCGACGAGAAUGUGGAGCGUUUGCGGGCCGAGUUUGAACGCGCCCUUGCACAGGCGCAUUUGUGCGUCACCUUCAUCGACAAUGCUCAAAGUGCGGCCACGGAGGAGGAAGAGAUCCUCCCGCCUGCAAGUUCACCUGAAAUUGUCGACAGAAAGAUGGAUGCGGACCUCAGCCCAGCGGUUGCGUGCUAA
This is a messenger RNA of Symbiodinium pilosum, 273 nucleotides long. Lineage: Eukaryota; Dinophyceae; Suessiales; Symbiodiniaceae. The record is from the annotation of a GenBank genome assembly.